Molecule: messenger RNA, 2667 nt
Organism: Urocitellus parryii (Arctic ground squirrel)
Lineage: Eukaryota; Metazoa; Chordata; Mammalia; Rodentia; Sciuridae
Gene: Susd2
Product: sushi domain containing 2
Source: RefSeq, a predicted model, not a curated record
GCCAGCAAGGAGUAAGAGCCUCCUGCAGCCUCUGAGCCACUGCACUGCUGCUGCUGCUGCUGCUGACUACAGACCCAGACCUCACCAUGAAGCUUGCCCUCCUGCCCUGGGUCCUGCUGCUGCUGACGACAGUCCCCGGCUCCGGGCCCAGGCCCAUAGCAGGUGCCCAGGAUAGCUGUUCUUUGCGCUGUGGGGACCAGAAUGGGCCCUGCUCCUGCCACCCAACCUGCUCAGGCCUUGGCACCUGCUGCUUGGACUUCCAGAAUUUCUGCCUGGAGGUUUCACCAUCCUCAGGCUCCAUGAUGGGUGGCAAGGACUUUGUGGUACAGCAUCUCAAGUGGUUCAGCUCCACAGAUGGUGUGAUCUGCAGGUUUAAGGAGAGCAUCCAGACCCUUGGUCAUGUGGACUCCUUGGGGCAAGUCCACUGUAUAUCACCCUUGCUCUAUGAGAGUGGUCGCAUCCCCUUCAACAUCUCCAUGGACAAUGGUCGCUCCUUCCCUUAUGCAGGCACCUGGCUGGCUGUGCACCCCUACAAAGUGUCAGAGACAGAGAAGAGCCAGCUGGUGAAUGAGACCCGCUGGCAAUACUACGGCACCCCAGGCACCACAGGUAACCUCAGUCUCACUUGGAACACCUCAAGACUGCCCACGCAGGCUGUCACCAUUGAGCUGUGGGGCUACGAAGAGACAGGGAAGCCAUACUCAGAGAAUUGGACAGCAGAGUGGUCAUAUCUGUAUACCCUGGCCACAAACAUUCCCAACUCUGGCUUCUUCACUUUCACUCCAAAACCUGCAUCUCCUGACUAUCAGAGAUGGAAAGUGGGUGCUAUGCGGAUCGUUGACAGCAAAAACUAUCCAGGAAAAAAGGAUGUGUUGGCACUCUGGACCAAUGAUCAUGCUCUGGCCUGGCACCUGGGUGACGACUUCCGAGAGGAUUCUGUGGCUUGGGCUCGUGCACAGUGUCUGGCCUGGGAGGCACUGGAGGACCAGCUGCCCAACUUCCUGAAGGAGUUGCCCGACUGCCCCUGCACCCUGGCCCAAGCCCGAGCUGACUCUGGCCGCUAUUUUACAGACUACGGCUGUGACAUUGAGCACGGCAGCGUUUGUACCUACCACCCUGGGGCCGUGCACUGUGUACGCUCUGUACAAGCCAGUCCCCAGUAUGCCUCAGGUCAGCAGUGCUGCUACACAGCAGCUGGCACACAGCUCCUAACAGCGGACUCCACCAGUGGCAGUACCCCGGACCGUGGCCACGACUGGGGCUCACCCCCAUACCGCACACCACCCCGCGUGCCCAGCAUGUCUCACUGGCUCUAUGAUGUCAUCAGCUUCUAUUAUUGCUGCCUCUGGGCUCCUGAGUGCUCCCGCUACAUGCGGCGGCGGCCCUCCAGCGACUGCCGCAAUUACCGGCCCCCACACCUGGCCUCCGUCUUCGGGGAUCCUCACUUUGUCACCUUUGAUGGCACCAACCUCACGUUCAAUGGGCGUGGCGAGUAUGUGCUGUUAGAGGCGGUGCUGACAGACCUGAGGGUACAAGCACGGGCUCAGCCAGGGAUGAUGACCAAUGGCUCACAGGCCCGAGGCACAGGGCUGACUGCAGUGGCUGUCCAGGAGGGCAACUCAGAUGUGGUAGAGGUGCGGCUGGCCAAAAGGUCUGGGGUCCUAGAGGUGCUGCUGAAUCAGGAGGUGCUCAGUUUUGCUGAACAGAGCUGGAUGGACCUGAAGGGCUUGUUCCUGUCAGUGGCUGCUGAGGACAAGGUAUCCAUCAUGUUGUCAUCAGGGGCCGGCCUGGAGGUCAGCAUACAGGGCCCUUUCCUGAGUGUGGCCAUCCUGCUACCUGAUAAGUUUCUGAACCACACCCAUGGCCUUCUUGGGACACUUAAUAAUGACCCCACCGAUGACUUCACCCUACGCAGUGGACGGGUCCUGCCCCUGAAUGCCAGUGCUCAGGAGCUGUUCCAGUUUGGGGCUGACUGGGCAGUACACAACACCUCUUCUCUGUUCACGUAUGACUCCUGGUUUUUGAUUAACAACUUCGUGUACCAACCUAAGCAUGACCCCACUUUUGAGCCCCUCUUCCCAGACAAGUCCACUCUCAGCCCAAGCCAGGCAGAAGAGGCAGCCAAACUGUGUGGAAAUGACCAUUUCUGCAAAUUCGAUGUGGCAGCCACCGGGAGCCUGAGUGUGGGAAAUGCCACACUGGUUGCCCACCAACUGCACCAGCAGCGAAUGCAGAGCCUACAGCCUGUGAUGUCCUGUGGCUGGCUGGCUCCCCCUGCCAAUGGGCACAAGGAGGGACUCAGGUACUUGGUGGGCUCCACUGUGCACUUCCAUUGCAACAGCGGCUUCAGCUUGGCUGGGGCAGAGACCAGCACCUGCCAGGCUGACGGCACCUGGUCCACACCCACUCCAGAGUGCCAGUUAGGACGGAGCUACACGGUACUGCUGAGCAUCAUCUUCGGAGGGCUGGCUGUGGUGCUACUGGUCUCUAUCAUCUAUGUGCUGCUACGAAGGAAGGGCAACAUGAACAUGUGAAGCUUGCACCCCUGAGACUGGAGCAUGGUUGGCCAGCAGCACAGGGUCACCUCAGGGCCAAGACCCAGCCUCCCAGGUGAAGGCCCUGGACUCCCAAUAACAUAACCAUCAGUCCUAUGAUUCUUAAAUCCUU